Molecule: messenger RNA, 2472 nt
Organism: Alternaria rosae
Lineage: Eukaryota; Fungi; Ascomycota; Dothideomycetes; Pleosporales; Pleosporaceae
Product: G patch domain-containing protein 1
Exons: 1
Coding region: 370-2289 (639 amino acids)
Biological process (GO): mRNA processing
Cellular component (GO): nucleus
Molecular function (GO): RNA binding
Source: RefSeq, a predicted model, not a curated record
ACUGCUUUACGAACCCGGUCUACGGAAUGCGUUAGCCAAAUCUAGCCAACAACCUGGUCCCCAAACAAUCAUCCACAACCUGCGCAACUCCGCUCCCAACUUCCUACUGUCGCAAUGGCAUACAAGCGGCCGCGCGCGCCUUCUCCAACCGGCGCUCAAAAGCGCUCUCGCGGCGGACCGACAACCUACAUAUCCCUAGGCACCGAGCUUCCCGACGAAGAUGCGGAUGAUGGCGCUUUCGUGCCGGUGUGGAAGCAGACCGUGACGGACGAGCGAGGUCGCAGGAGACUCCACGGCGCAUUCACUGGAGGUUUCAGUGCAGGGUAAGUUUCCGAGCCAUACUUUCAACGAACGCAAGACUUCUUGACUAUGCUAAGAUACUUUAAUACAGUUGGAUCUAAAGAAGGUUGGACCCCGAAAACUUUCGUUUCCUCGCGCGCAAACCGCAACAAAGACCAGCCCAUUGGCCCGACUCAGCGAGCCGAAGAUUUCAUGGACGAGGAGGAUUUGGCAGCAGCAGCCGAGUCACGCCAGCUUGAGACUGCGCAGAACUUUGCCGGCAUAGGCGAAGCUGGACGAGCGAACGACGAUGGACUAUUCGGCCUGUUUGUGACCCAGGAGGAGACGAUGGGCGUCAAGAUUGCGCAAAAGAUGGGCUGGCGGCGAGAUCAAGGCAUUGGUCGCAAGGUACGCCGGAAUGCUGACCUGGAAGAUGGCGCAUCCGGAUCCAAGGACGACGCAGCUCAUAUGUUUGCGCCUCAAGACGCUCGGAUUAUGACUUUGCCACGAGAAGAGGUCCGUCGCAAAGGUCUGGGAUACACGUCGGAAGCUCGCUUGGGUGCUGUGGAAGAAGAGGCCGCGGACCGUUCAUCCAAGUUCGACCUGCAUUAUCUUGAAGGUCCGAAGAAGGCAUCGAAUGUAAAGAAGCCUGCGCUGAAGAAGUCUUCCUUUGGCGUUGGUGUGCUCAACGAUACCGGCUCGGACGACGAGGACCCGUACGAAUUGGGUCCGAAGAUCACGUUCAACAAGACCAUAGGCAAGGAAAAGAAAGGGAAGAAGCCCAGCAAGUUCGCCAAGCCAGGAGCAGGAGAGAAGCAUGUCUUUGUCUCGAAGAAGAGUUCCUCGAAGGCUUUGGUCUCGCUAAGCAAGCCAUCAAUAGAUGGAAGAUCUCCGUUGAGUGGCUUCACGUUUGCGGCAGGUCUCACAGAACUCACAAGCAAGCCUAAAUAUCCCCCACCGAAGAUACCACCGGGCUGGAAGUCUUCCAAAAGCACCGCUCCGACUUCGGGAUCAAAAGACUACCAAUCUGUAGCCGACGCGGCGAAAGCAUCGACACUCGAUGCAAAGGGGCGUUCGGCGCUCUUGGGGGAGAAAGCCUUACCCGGAAAGUCUAUAUUUGACUUCAUACCCAAAGACGCCCGAGAUCGGUUGGCGGCAUUAUCUGGUAAAGCUGAUCUGCCCCAGGGCCUGGGAGAAGCUGCUCCUGAAGGACAUUUGCCUGCAAGCAAAGCCCAACCAAAAGAUCUGUGGAGCCUCGUGCCUAGUCUCGAUAAGACCGUGGCAGCUGCGGCACUUGCCAAAGGUGCGACGGGCUGGAUGCCGUAUGCUGAGGAUAUGCAGAAGCGUGCACGUUACGUCGGCUUCCUAGAGCUGAAAGCAGGGCUGAAAGAGGACCUACCGGAACGUAGGGAAAGUGUAUCAGUCUCAGACUGGAUCAAAGAGCUUCAGGAGUUUGCACAUGCUGCAGAAGUCUUCAAGCCCACAACCGGCAUCAUGGCAUCCCGAUUCACAUCCGCGUCCUCUUCGACCUUAGACGGAGGUAAUGGCGGAGCUGCGAAUGCGAAUCUUUUACGACAACCAGCCACAAAGCCAGAAGAUCCUGCAGAGCAGGCGGCGAAGCUAGGCAUGUACGGUCCGAUGACUCGAAGUAGUUUCCCGUUCUACCCAUCGCGACUCCUUUGCAAGCGCUUCAACGUCAAGCCUCCACCAGACAUGCCACCGGAGUUUGAUGCUGGUGAAAGCCACUUUAAAUCGCAAACGGAAGAAGCUGUGUCCAAGGCGGCUAUGGAGAAGCUGCAACACGAGUUCUUGACUAAUGGUCCUGCUCUUCAGCGGCCGGCUUGGAUGGGUCAGGCAUCAGAAGCUGCCACUCCUGCUGCAGCUGUGGUUACUGGGCAGAGCGAGCAUGCGGCUGUGGAUGUGGAGAAGAAUGAUGCGCUUUCGAAUGAACGGGCUUCUGAGGAUGUUUUUAAGGCUAUCUUUGGAGACGAUGAGGAUGAUGAGGACUGAUGGAGGGGUCUGCAUCCGGCUCCAGAUACUGCUGCUGAACACCAUAUUUCUUGGUUUCUAGCCAUUACGUCUGGGAUCUUUGGCCCGAUGUAUGGUUAGACUGAAGAGAGUGAUAUUUUGUAACAUAGAUUCACAUCGAAGAACAAAACAAUGCGACAUGAAGAACUUGUUUUUAGUCACGGC